Messenger RNA from Vicia faba (fava bean), 2658 nucleotides. NCBI's taxonomy places the organism in Eukaryota, Viridiplantae, Streptophyta, Magnoliopsida, Fabales, Fabaceae. The record is from the annotation of a GenBank genome assembly.
AUGGCAGAAACUCUAAUUGCGGAAACCGAAACACCAAAACAAUACGAUCCGUUUCAGAGAAAAAUCGAUUUCAUACCUGUUAAAAAACCCUUCCAAGGCUUUUCCAAUGAUUUUCGUAUCGAAACCCUAAACCCUAACACCUCUGAACUUAAACAAGUUCUUUCCGUUAACGGUAAUGCCUCACAAUCAGCUCCUAAGAAACACGAUGGUUCUGAAUUCAACGAGUGUGGUUUAGAUCCUGAGUUCAGCUUCGGAAUUACCUCUCGCAGAAUAGGAGCUGGACUACAUAAUCUUGGAAACACUUGUUUUCUGAAUUCAGUUUUGCAGUGUUUGACGUAUACUGAGCCUUUAGCUGCUUAUCUGCAAAGUGGCAAUCAUCAAAGUUCAUGUCGCAUUGCUGGGUUUUGUGCUCUUUGUGCAAUACAGAAUCAUGUUAGUAGGGCACUGGAAUCAACUGGAAAAAUAUUAUCACCGGCGAAUCUGGUUGUAAACCUGCGCUGCAUAUCACGCAAUUUCCGAAAAUGUAGGCAAGAGGAUGCACAUGAGUAUAUGGUGAACUUACUUGAGUCGAUGCAUAAAUGCUGCCUACCUUCUGGAGUGCCUAGCGAAUCACCUGGUGCUUUUGAUAAAAGUUUUGUUCAUAAGAUCUUCGGUGGUCGUCUACGAAGUCAGGUGAAGUGCAUGCAGUGUUCUCAUUCCUCCAACAAGUUUGAUCCAUUUUUGGAUUUAAGUCUCGAAAUAUUCAAGGCAGAUUCUGUUCAAAAGGCACUUGCUAAUUUUACAGCUGGAGAAUUUUUGGAUGGAGGGGAGAAAGAAUAUCAAUGUCAACGUUGCAAGCAGAAAGUGAAGGCUCUCAAACAGCUAACGAUUAGUAAGGCACCUAAUGUGCUAGCAAUUCAUCUUAAGAGAUUCUACCCACAUGACCCUAACCUAAAGAUUAAAAAGAAUGUUCGGUUUGGCACUGCACUGGAUUUAGAACCUUAUGUCAGUGGCUCACAUGAUGUUGGUGUGCAUUACUCAUUGUAUGGGGUCUUGGUUCAUUCUGGUUACAACACUCAUUCUGGCCACUAUUACUGCUAUGUUCGCACUUCGAAUAACAUGUGGUAUACCUUGGAUGAUAAUCGGGUAAAACAUACCAGUGAACGGGAAGUUCUAAAUCAGCAAGCUUACAUGUUGUUUUAUGUUCGUGAUAGAAAAAGUGUAGCUCCAAGGAAGCCUGAUGUCAUUGCUAAGGAGGAGAAUGUGACUACAAAUGUUAUUGGAAAUAGAUGUUCUUCCACUUCUAACUAUGCAUUGAAUGAUUAUCCAAAUGGCCAGGUGGAAAAUAAGUUAUGUGGCAAUGCUUUUUUGGCUGCUGAAAAUCAGAAAUUUUUGAUAAAUGCUGAUUCACCAAAGGUUUCAAGUGAGAUCGAUGCUCAGGUUCAGCAAAAAGAUAGUGACAGUUUAGUAGAAAACUUAAUGAACAGCGAAACUCCUGUAUCUGAACUUACUUCGAAGGAACACACACAGAAAACCUCAUCAGAUGAGCCGUCAGAUGCACCAGCUGCUGACAGGCCUAAUCUGUUCAAUGAGAAUGCUAUUUUAAAAGCGUGUGAAGAUUCUCCUGUAAUAGAGACAACCAUGAGUAAUCCCCAAAAUUUUCCUGGUAGACAUACUAGUGACAAAACAUCCCAGUCUCAGGAGAAAAAUUCCCCCGCUAAAAUUGAUGCUGUUGCUGCUCAAGAUUCUGUCACAAAUUUUUCAGAGAGCGAUGGCCUUUUAACUUCGGUUGGAACUUCAAAUGGUUCUGUGAAUGAGGAAGCACACGGUAUGUUGUGUGAGAAUGCGGUUGUUUCUCAGGAACUGGUUCUUAAAGGUUCAUCCAAUAUAUCCUUUAAGGACUUGAGUCUUAAUGAAAAGCAAGCGAAAAAAUCAAAAAAGAAGUUUCCGAAGUACCAGGGAUCAAACUUGCAACUUCGCCCAAUCAUACAUUUUAUUGCAAAUAUUGGCCUGCGGAGGAAGAAUCACAAAAAAUGUAAACGCCGCUUGUUGGGUUUGAAGUAUUGCAGUAAAGAAAAGCGGAAUAAACAUGCUAUAUUAUCAGAAGUUGGACCAUCUACAUCUGGAAAAACACAUUUACUUCCGUCUUCUGAAAAGUUUAAGAAGAGGAUAGACCAGAACUUUGCUGUGCUUGCAUCAGUUACGAAAGUAGAAAAUAUGUCCCCAGGUUUAGUGGCAAAUAAAUUUAAAGCUGGACAAGCUAUUAGUCUACAGGAUGAUACAGGAGAUCAAAUGCAUAAUAGUGUCAUGACGAUGCUCACUCGAGGUCUAGAGGAAACAGUUGUUGCCCGUUGGGAUGAUAUGGGAUUACCUUCAUCUCAGCCUUUGGAGUCAAAGAAUGACCAGAGUGCCCGUAUCGGAUAUGUUGGGGAUGAAUGGGAUGAGGAUUAUGAUUCGGGGAGGAGGAAGAAGGUAAGGGUUUUGAAGCAGAGUUUUGACGGACCUAAUAUUUUCCAACAAGCUGCUAUCGAGAAAUCUAAUAAAAGGCCAAUGCUGAACCAUUUUAGCGCAGAGAAAUCUAAUAAAAGGGCAAAGUUGAACCAUUCUAGCGCAGAGAAAUCUAAUAAAAGGGCAAAGUUGAACCAUUCUAGCUCAAGGAACCCUCCAUUUAGGAUAUGA